Molecule: messenger RNA, 1722 nt
Organism: Ascochyta rabiei
Lineage: Eukaryota; Fungi; Ascomycota; Dothideomycetes; Pleosporales; Didymellaceae
Exons: 2
Coding region: 1-1722 (573 amino acids)
Cellular component (GO): nucleus
Molecular function (GO): transcription coregulator activity; RNA polymerase binding
Source: RefSeq, a predicted model, not a curated record
AUGGCCGACCUGCCUACGCGACCGCCUGCGCCUGCGCCGCCUCUCCCUGCAGGCUGGACAGCGCACAAGGCACCUUCAGGACACACCUACUACUUCAACAAGGAUACGAACAAGUCCACAUACACCAGACCGGUCGCAGAAGCUCCCCAAUUCAACUACCCUUCUCCUGCCGCCCCUAUCUCUUGGAAUCCUCCGCCGCAAAACGACAGCUUCCGUGCUCCGCCCACACAGCAUGCGUACAGCCCUCAGCAGCAGAUGCAAGACCUCAUAUUCGGUGGCGCGCCGAGACAAGCUUUCCAAAACAACGGACAACAGCGAGGUGGACACCGUGGCGGAUUCAGAGGGGCGCAUAACAAUUUCUCGGAGAGAAGACGCGAAAAAGAUGACAAGCCCAAGCACCGCAGCGACAUACCAAACUGCGCGCCAUGGGUGCUUGUCAAGACGAGGUUUGGGAGACGUUUUGUCUGGAACAAGGAGACGAACGAGAGUCUUUGGAAAUUCCCGCCGAACGUAAUGAAGGCCGUUGUGGAUCUCGACCGCAAGCAGCGCGAGAAGAAAGAGCGCCGAGAACGCGGCGAGCCCAGUGAUGUGGAAGAGGAGGAAGACACCGCCAUGGCAGACAUUGACGCUGAGCUGGCAGCUGCCGAGGAAGAGGUGGAGAUUGUGGAGGUCGACGGCGAAGAGGGCAUGGAGAACGACGAAGAAUACGAGGAAGUCGAAGUCACAGACGACGAGGGCGAGGGGGCAGAAAGCGCAUCGAAACGGCAGCGGACAGAGGAGUCACUCAAGGACCAGGCGCAGGCAGCAGAAGACGACGAUUUGGCGUGGCAGCUAGCGCAGAUGGAAGAGAUGGAGAUGGGCGAAGGCUACGAGGAGGAGUAUGCGGACGAGUUCCAAGACGAAGCACCAGCAUUGACAGAAGAGGAUUGCAAAGCACUGUUCAAGGAGCUUCUGGACGACACACGGCUAAGUCCGUACACGCCAUGGGACAAGAUCCUCGAAGACGGCACGCUCUACGACGACGAGAGAUACAAAGCCCUCCCCAACAUGAAGGCACGAAAAGACUGCUUCGACGAGUGGGCACGAGACAAAAUGCAGUACCUCAAAGAAGAGAAGGCCAAGCAACAGAAGCGUGACCCCAGGAUACCCUACCUGGCCUUCCUCGACCGCUACGCAACACCAAAGCUCUACUGGCCAGAAUUCCGACGCAAAUUCAAAAAGGAGCCAGAGAUGAAAGACACCAAGCUCUCGGACAAAGACAAAGAGAAGCUCUACCGCGACCACAUCAAGCGCAUCGGCAUGCGCCAUUCAGACCUCAAAUCCGACCUCUCCGCCCUGCUGCGCACACAACCCCUCGCCGCCCUCAACCGCUCCACAACAAUCGACACACUCCCCUCCGCCAUCCUCACAGACCUGCGCUACAUCUCCCUUCCCCCUGCAACGCGCGACUCACUCCUCCAAACAUACAUCUCCACGCUUCCAGCCGCGCCCGAAGGCGCCGCCGCGACGGCCGAGGAGGAUGCUGAGCGCGCCAAAAAGCGCGCAGAGAGGGAGCGCCGAGAACACGCACUUGCCGAGCGCGAGCGGAGAGUGCAAGCCGAGAAACGCAAGCAGGAGCGCGACCUGGCCUACGGCAAGGGCCGGUUGAGAGAGGAGGAGGAGGAGAUUCAGCGGGCAUUGAAGGUUGGUAAAGAGGGGCUGAAGGGCCAUUUGGAAGCUUAG